UUUUAUUGACAGAUUGAAUUUAUUUAUUUACGCUGAAUUUCGGGUUUUCAAGAUUGUUGGCAAAAAUUUUAAUAACAAUUAAUCAUUAAAUGUAAUUUAAAUCUAAAAUGAGUAUCUGCCGAGUGUGUGGCCAACAUUCAUCAACGAAUCCAUCAAAAUCAUUAAACAGCUUCGAUCCAUUCGCCGAUAUUUAUCUGCAAUUGACUGCAGUUCAGCUGCAUGCCCAUGAAGAUAUACAGCUACUAAAGAUAUGUAAAUUGUGCAUUGGAAGGUUGAAGGAUUUCGAAGAAUUCCGUAAUGACUGUCUCAAAGUCCACUGGGGGAUAAAAAUCGAGAUAGAAAGUGUGAAAAUCGAGCCCGUCUUACUGGACACAGACCUCCAGAAAUAUGAAGAUGAAACAUUAGAAGACUCGCUCGAUCACGAUCCUGAGCCAUUCGAAGAAGUUGGAGUCUCCGUUGAGUUAAACGAAGACUUCAUAUCCGAAGAAGACGUUAAACCACAAACUAGAAAGCGUCGUGCCAAGUACGGUAGCCUUAAGAAACCACCUCCACCGAAGCCGACUUGCGAGCAGUGUUCGAUAGUGUUUCCUGAUGCCCAACAGCUCAACGCACAUCAACGCAUCCACAAGGGAUUGCUUCCGUUUGUUUGUGAAACCUGCAACGUUGGGUUCAGUUCCCUGCUGGACAUGCAAUUGCACAACGUCCAACAGCACACCGAAGGCAAAACCGUUCCCUGCGACCACUCAGGUUGCACUGAAAUCUUUACCAGUCAUCAAGCGUUACGAAGCCAUAAGCUCCGCGUGCACGAUCCCAACUACGUGGAGCCCGAGGUCACCGCCUUCAUCUGCGAGAUAUGCGCCAACUCAUACACUACCAAGGAAUCGCUCAAGAGACACCGCUACUCGCACGUCCCGGACGAGAGGCCAAACGUUUGCACCUUUUGUCCGCGGAAAUUCUCCACGGUGCACGCGCUCAAUAUGCACCUGAAUCGCCACAAUGGCAUAAAGAACCAAAUAUGUCCUUACUGUGGCGUUCGAAAGACUACCCGAAAUGAAUUGAGAUCUCAUAUCAACAACAUUCACAAGAAAGAGCAACCGCUUUCGAUGGCGGUCAAUCUAGCUCUUCCCCCGAAUCCAUUCGGCAUGGAAAGUCUCCAAUCGCUCGACAAAUCUAGUAAACCUCCCAGUAAACAACACCAGAAGCGAACCCUACGGAAGCAGAACCGCAACAGCGGAAAAGCGUAUAUUUCCUCCACCAACGUACUGAUUCCGGGGAAAAGCUUCCCGGAAAACUUCGACUGCAAAUGUCCGCGAAAGUGUCCGUCGCUGUUCAGCUCGCAGGCCGCACUGCAGGAAUUCUUCAACUCGUACUGGGACUUGGCCGAUUGGCACAAGCAGAACGUCCUGCUGCAGGAGAUGUGCCGCAGUGUGGAGAUUGUGCGACGUCGCUCGAGAUCGACCGAGCCAUCGCCCAGGACCCGAAGUUUCCAUUACUUCAUUCCGGACGGUCCGAACAAGGUGCGGGUGUGCAAGGGAUUUUUCAUCGGGAUACUGCAGAUCAGCUGGGGAAGGCUGUACCGGCGAGUUGUUAAGAACAUCGAAACGGAGAAAUAUUGAUAAACAGUUUGGGUGUGUGUUACAAAAGAGG
Messenger RNA from Armigeres subalbatus, 1647 nucleotides. Its product is annotated as transcription factor Ouib-like. NCBI's taxonomy places the organism in Eukaryota, Metazoa, Arthropoda, Insecta, Diptera, Culicidae. The coding region runs from base 108 to 1616 and encodes 502 amino acids. Gene Ontology annotation, cellular component: nucleus. The transcript is spliced from 3 exons. The record is from RefSeq and is a predicted model, not a curated record. Gene Ontology annotation, biological process: regulation of transcription by RNA polymerase II. Gene Ontology annotation, molecular function: zinc ion binding; DNA-binding transcription factor activity, RNA polymerase II-specific.